AUGAUCCAGCUGUACCCGAACAAGGCGUCGGCGUUCAUGUUCAAAGGCCUCGAGGGCUUCAAGGAGAUCACCAUGAACACGGCCAAGUCCGGGCUGAGCGUCGGGGAGAAGACGGCCUUCUGGCUGUACGGCAAGAUCAGCUCGUGGUCGCGCAAGUGGUUCACGCACAUGUUCCUGUUCCUGGUGGUGCUGUCGUACAGCCUGCUGGGCGCGUUCAUCUUCCGCCUGGUGGAGGGCAGCCACGAGGACCGCGUGCUGGCCGCCGUCAAGGACAUCCACGACGAGCGCCUGCGCCUGCUGCGCGAGCUGCGCGCGCUGGGGCGGGAGGCGCGGAUGGCCGGCGACGAGGAGGCGUGGCUGCGCGAGGCUUCGCAGCGCCUCGUCGACUACGAGCAGGGCGUCGUGCUCGACUGGCACGACCACGCGCUCGACACCAACGUCUCCAAAGAGGACAACAAGCAGUGGACCUUCUGGAACGCCGUCUUCUUCUGCGGGACCAUCUACACCACCAUCGGUGAGUCAUCUUCCACACGUGACGACAGGGCGAGCCGCGCCAACCAAAUGUGGUUGACAACCACUGUCUAG
This is a messenger RNA of Gryllus bimaculatus (two-spotted cricket), 585 nucleotides long. The record is from the annotation of a GenBank genome assembly. Lineage: Eukaryota; Metazoa; Arthropoda; Insecta; Orthoptera; Gryllidae.